Messenger RNA from Astyanax mexicanus (Mexican tetra), 5107 nucleotides. RefSeq names its product beta-1,4-mannosyl-glycoprotein 4-beta-N-acetylglucosaminyltransferase-like. Gene Ontology annotation, biological process: N-acetylglucosamine metabolic process; protein N-linked glycosylation. Gene Ontology annotation, molecular function: beta-1,4-mannosylglycoprotein 4-beta-N-acetylglucosaminyltransferase activity. The coding region runs from base 234 to 1751 and encodes 505 amino acids. The record is from RefSeq and is a predicted model, not a curated record. NCBI's taxonomy places the organism in Eukaryota, Metazoa, Chordata, Actinopteri, Characiformes, Acestrorhamphidae. The transcript is spliced from 3 exons. Gene Ontology annotation, cellular component: membrane.
AAGUCACAGGUGUGUCCACUGCUCUGCCCCUCCCAGAAUGUUUGUGCGUGUGUGUGUGUGAGGCUCACUCAAUCUGCCUGUUUUGAUGGGUCUGUGUGUGUGAAUAAGCGAGAGUGUGUGGGAGAGAGUGUUUAUGUGUUUCUGGUGGCUAUGCAGAGUGUCUGCCGAGCAGCAAGUGUUUCCUGUCCAGGGAAGCUGAGAGAGAGAUUAUAGGGACUACACGUGUAUUCAGGAUGAAAAUCAGAAAGCACAGGCUGCUCCUGAUCUGCUCAGUCGGGAUUUGUGUCGUCUCUCUUCUCUACUGCUACAAAACUCUCCAACAGGACACGUUUCACCUUUCUGUUCACCAGUCGGGUAUAAAGUCCCUGUUCCUCAGAGGCUUCUUCUGGGGAGAUUCACUAAGCAUAGUCCUGGUCGGCCACAAUAACAUCCUUUCUAACAGGAUCAGCCACCAGAAGGAGGUAAUAAGGAAAGGGGCAUCUGAUGGACAGGUGUCAGAUCUGGUAAUGCCUGAUCCCACUGGUCCGCAUGGGGAUAUCCACAAGCGACAGUAUAUUCUGCAGGAUGAUUUGACCCCAUAUUUUUUAAGCACAGAAGCGGGUGUGCUGUGCUUCCGUGAAGGGACAGAGAUGGCUGAAGACACUGUGGACAAAGCUGGGCAGCGGUUGAUACUGGAGCACCAUAAGAAAAAUAAUACAGUUCUUGAUGAUCGUCUGAACAAGACUGGAAAGAAAGCUGCAAAAUGCACUUGCCGAACGGGUUGGCACGGCCCUAAUUGUGGCGUGCCCACUGUGGUUCAGCACUCGAAUCUUCGAACCAAGUCACACCUGAGUCCCAGAAAGGUUCCACGGCGGAUUAUCAAUGCUAUCAACAUCAAUCAUGAGUUUGACCUGCUGCACACCCGGUUUCAUGAACUGGCAGACACUGUGGAUCUCUUCUUGGUGUGCGAGUCGAACUUUACCGCCUAUGGAAAUUCCAAACCACUUAGGUUUCUGCAGCUGCUCCUUAACGGGACUUUCAGCUACAUAGAGCACAAGAUCCUCUACAUCUUCCUCGACCACUUUCCAAACGGAGGGCGAGCCGAUGGCUGGAUUGCAGACGACUAUCUGCGCACCUUCCUGACCAAAAACGGAUUGUCGAGGGUUCAGGGUCUUAGGCAGGACGAUGUGUUCGUUCUGGACGAUGCUGAUGAGAUUCCUCUGAGGGAAGGUCUUCUUUUCCUCAAGCUUUAUGAUGGCUGGACAGAGCCGUUCGGAAUCCACAUGCGUAAGUCCUUGUACGGCUUUUUCUGGAGGCAGCUGGGUACACUGGACGUGUUGUCAGGAUGCACCGUGGCCAUGCUCCUCACUGUCUACAAGGGGGAUGGGAUUCUGCUGAGAAGGAGGGAUUAUUACAACAUGCCAGGAUUCAGGCAGUAUAAGAAGACCUCAGGACAUGUGCUGAUCCCUUGGUCUAUUGGAAACCCAGUUCACUACGCGGGUUGGCACUGCUCGUGGUGUUUCAAACCAGAGGGAAUUUAUUACAAGUUGAUUUCUGCACAAAACGGCGACUUUCCUCGCUGGGGAGACUUUCCGGAGAAGCGAAACCUUACCUAUAUAAAGGAGCUAAUAAGAACUGGUGGCUGGUUUGAUGAUUCAGACCCAAGUUACCCCCCGUCAGACCCUAAAGAGCACAUGUAUGCUCCUAAAUAUUUGCUAGAAAAUUUUGAAAAGUAUCGCUACUUGCUUGAGAACCCAUAUGCAAAAAGAUGAAUGCAAUAUCCUGUCCAGCAGCGGGCGUGAAAAAGACUUAAUCAUCUGAAAACUCUAAUCAGGGCUGGCUCUAGCAUUCUGAGGGUACUUAUUCUCUGUGGGACAUGGGUUAGAAAAUAAAUGUAAUGAAAACAUCAUAAUGCAAGAACUAGUUCACUUUUGACUGAACUUUCUGCGUUUUAAAUAGUGAUCUGUAAAUAUUGUGACCUUAAUUAUAAUCUUGGAUCUGUAGAACAGGCCUGGGAAUAUACUUGUGGUGGACAUGCUUUUUAGUCUAGGCCAGGGGUUCUUAACCUUUUGCACUGUGCGACCCAUUUUAUGGACUCAAAUUAUUUUUACCUCAUAAUAUUAAUAAUGAUCAUUAUGUCAUAAUAACAAUUAUAUGAGUUUACUCCAUUAAUGUGAUGGCAUUCAUUUGUGAUGCAACAGAAAGCAGGUUCCUUACAAACUCUCACUCUCCUGCUUGCUUUCUACUUAUGAUUAAGUCCUAAUGUUAACAGUGGAGUUUGCUGCUGGGAAAGUGAGACCAGCAACCAGCAAAACAGUCUCGCUAAUAUCUACAGUGCCAUAAUACAUUUAUUAUUCAGUUCUGUAUUUUAAUUUAGAUUUUACAGGAUGUCCCUUCCUAAAAAAAUAAGCAGCUUUUGAAUAAUUAACAUGUAGCUACAAAGUUAUAAUUAUUUCCUAUACCGACAAUGUGAGGGUGGGUUAAUUUCUUGCAAACACUGCACUGUUUUUGAAAAAUACUAUCAAAACUGCAAUUCCACUAAGGGCUUUUUCACACUGAAAACAGUAAAUGCUCUCGGGUGCAGACUAAAACAACGAAAGGAUGUGCUGUCAGUUUCAAACUACCUCUUUAGGUUUGAGAUAAACAGCUGUUCAGGUGCAGCAAUAACCUUAUUUAUUACCAGGAUUAUUACCACAACUAUAACGAUAUGCUGUCUCUGUUGCUGCUCCAUGCAAACUGUUUUAACACUGAAAGCCGUAUGUACAACGUUUGCUACUCAUGGCCGUGCAUCUCCACUUAUUGCACGGACAUCUGCACAGCACAUCCUACACAUCCUUAAAAUAGCUUUACACUGCACAAAUAUAUGUGCUGGUCUGUAACACAGGCCCUUUUUGCUGUAUUUCCUUUAUUGCUCCCAUGACAGACAGCUGUGACCAAUCAGAGAUAACAGCAUGCUUGUGUGGUUUGUUGAGGAGCAUUUCUGUGUCUUUAGGUUUGUGCCUGUGUGAAAACAUAAACGAAGGGGGAAACACUCCCCCUCAAUAAAGAAACUUAUCAACUGAUUCGGGCCAUAGAAGCAGACUACAGGUGUGAAAAUGUCUUAAGAUGAGCCUAAAUAAGCACACACAUAUCAGCCUUAGAAACAAUGCUGUUUUUUAUCCAAGCUCAAUUUUCCACUUCUACCUUUUAAAAAGAACUUAAACAGUAAAAUUGAAUCAAGUUGAAUCGAAGCGUCAAGAAAUACGACCACUGAAUUUCUCUGAUUCAUUAAAACAGCAUAAUGUCCAGAUAUGAUUCUCUGCUAAAUCCAAGGUUGAACAAUUGCCAUUAAUUAGCAUUACUACUAGGACCCCCUUGGGUGUCGCAACCCUCAGCAAAAGAACCCCUGGUCUAAGCUCAGGUUAAAUCUGGGAAACAGACCCAACAUAUGGUAAAUGUCAGCAACAAUACAUUUAAUUAACAUUUUCUCUCCUCACUUAAGCACCUAUUAUAUUUCUAAAUUUGAAGACCAAUUACCCCACCCACUCAUUAGGUCUCCCUCUAUCACUAGCGAUGCCCCCAACACCAGGAGGGUGAAGACUAACACAUGCUUCCUUUAAUAUAUGUGAAGUCAGACUCCGCCUCUUCUCCAUCUGCUGCUGAUGCAGCAUCACUGGGUAGCUGGCAUGCUCAGAAGAAAAGCACUGGAUCCCCAGCUCUGAUACAUCAGCUAACAGAUGCCUGGGAGAGAGCGCCACCUACUUUCCCAGAGAGAGAAUGCCCAGUUUGACAGACAGUCAGACAGUUUGACUGUAAGCAGCAUUACCCAGGAUUCAAACCAGUGAUUUAUAGAAUCAGUGGAACAUUACUUGGGCAGUUGAAGAUAAUGUGAAUGUUUUACUAAAGUUGAUACUGAGAAAUGGAAACAUGUUCAGACUAUGCCACCCGGAAAUGCAGUGCACUUGGAAACGUUUUAGAUAGCUAAAUAGUAUGAGACCAGACUCACUGUAUUAUUACUGGCCUUUUCAAUUUUUUUAAAUGGGGUUGUGAUGUGAAAUUGUGGAUCAUUGUAGAGAAAAUUUGCUCCUUACAGUGGUGGUGAAUGGAAUCAGGGGUCACUAUGGUCACAACACAGAUAUUUUUGUUUCUUAAUAGAAGAUGAUAAUCAUCCAGCAUGCUUUCUGCCAAGCUAUUUUUCCUUCAGAGUGACUAUUGCUGUGUUAUGCCAGUAUAAAGUUACACCUUGCAGUAAAGAAAAUGGCAACAUGCUCUGAUAGCCUACAACAUUGCAGCCAGGCAAUCAAAAAAUAUAAUAUGAAAAAAAAAAAACUUUAUGCCUAAGCAAAGGAAGCCUGUGUGGACAAAAAUGCACACUAAUAGUGAGGUAGUGGCAGAGGACAUGCCCACUAUGCAAAUAAAUGAUGUCAGGACCCAAUAGGGAAGAUGCAUGUGUCAAUAUGGUUCUGCACUAUUUAAAUUGAAGUUAAACUUACUAAGAUGCAGCAUCUAAAAUAUACUUCAGUGAGUGUGAACAAGUUAAAAUCAUUAGAAUAAUAUCAAAUUAGUUAUUAUACAUAACUAAUAUUAUUUGAGAAAGCAGCGAUGUUACCUUUUAAUAAUAAAAUGUUUCCCCCCGUAGAUUUGUUCCACCCAAAGCUUAUCAUGCACUGAAAAAAAUGUGGAGUAGGAUUUACUUACAAAAAACGUAGGAACGUUUUUUUUUCACAUAAAAAGAGCAAGUAAAUUUAACAGAACAUAUAUUUAAGUAAUAUUUGCUCAUAAUUCUCAGUGUAUUUAACUACACAUUUUUCAGUAAAUGUAACUUUGCAACAUGUUUAGUCAGUCUAGAUUUUACUCAGUGUAUCUUUAGUAGAUUUUACUACAACAAUGUAGCACCACAUUGCUUUUAUUAUUUACUUAAUAAUAGUAGUAGUAAUUUUAAAAUUCUUCAGUAAUGCUUACUUGCCAAAUAUUUUAUUUAUUGUAAUAUUAAUUUCUGUACACUGGCUCAGAUUAACUCAGUCAAGUCAUCAUUUCGCUUUGACUCAGUUAAGUUGUAAAUACCUACAAUUGCAUAAGUCAAAGCUAGAUAACAACUUGAAUCAGUGAAGUUUAUUCAACUGAGUUUUGCUCACACAACUACAGUUUA